Molecule: messenger RNA, 1722 nt
Organism: Thermochaetoides thermophila DSM 1495
Lineage: Eukaryota; Fungi; Ascomycota; Sordariomycetes; Sordariales; Chaetomiaceae
Exons: 3
Coding region: 1-1722 (573 amino acids)
Biological process (GO): xylulose metabolic process; D-xylose metabolic process
Cellular component (GO): cytosol
Molecular function (GO): D-xylulokinase activity
Source: RefSeq, a predicted model, not a curated record
AUGAGCAACGGACCCCUCUACCUGGGGUUUGAUCUUUCGACCCAGCAACUCAAAGCGGUUGUUGUCCAGUCUGACCUCCAAGUUGUCGCCGACGCCAAGGUCGACUUCGACCAGGACUUCGGCGCUAAGUAUGGCAUCAAGAAGGGCGUCCUUCACAAUCAUGCUGAGGGUGAGGUCUUCGCCCCGGUCGCUCUGUGGCUCGAGUCUCUAGACCUCGUUUUGCAGAGGCUAAAGGAGAAGAAUACGCCUUUGAACCGCAUCAGGGGCAUCAGCGGCUCUUGCCAGCAACAUGGCAGCGUGUACUGGAGCCACCAGGCACAGAGCCUUCUCGCUGCUCUUAAGCCAGAAAAGGCGCUUGUUGAGCAGUUGGCGGAUGCUUUCUCGCAUCCGUAUGCACCCAAUUGGCAGGACCACAGCACACAACAGGAGUGCGACCAGUUCGAUGUGAAGCUAGGCUCCCCUGAGAGGCUGGCCGAGGUGACCGGAAGUGCUGCUCAUCAUCGAUUCACUGGAACCCAAAUCAUGCGCCUUAAGCGCAAACUCCCUGAUAUGUAUGCCAACACCUCACGCAUCUCCCUUGUCUCUUCCUUCCUCGCUUCUCUCUUCCUCGGUGCCAUCGCCCCCAUGGAUAUCAGUGACGUCUGCGGAAUGAACCUGUGGGACAUUCCCAGUAAUGAUUGGUCCAACCCGUUGCUCGAACUUGCAGCGGGUGGUCCUGAAGGCGCCGCAGAGUUGCGCCAUAAACUUGGAGAGGUAGAAAAGGAUGGUGGUGCCAGCCUAGGCCGUAUCAGCAGUUACUUCACAGCAAAGUACGGGUUCAGUCCCAACUGCGAAAUCGCGCCAUUCACGGGCGACAACCCGGCAACCAUCCUCGCUCUACCUUUGCGCCCGCUCGACGCCAUCGUCAGCUUGGGCACCAGCACCACCUUCCUCAUGAUCACGCCGGUGUACAAGCCGGACCCAAGCUAUCACUUCUUCAACCAUCCAACAACUCCUGGCCAGUAUAUGUUCAUGCUUUGCUACAAGAACGGUAGCUUGGCUCGUGAGAAGGUGCGCGAUGCGCUGCCCAAGCCGACAGAUAGCCCGGACCCGUGGGCGAACUUCAAUAAGGCCGCCCUGGCCGUCCCACCGCUCGACGUUCGCUCCAAUUCAGACCGUGCCAAGCUCGGGUUGUACUUCUACCUCCCUGAGAUCGUUCCUAACAUCCGUGCAGGUACUUGGAGGUACACCUGCAACCCGACAGACGGCAGCGACCUUCAAGAGGAGACCGAGGAGUGGCCAGUUGAGACGGAUGCCCGCGUCAUCGUCGAAUCGCAGGCUCUGUCGAUGCGUCUGCGCAGCCAGAACCUUGUCAGCAAGCCCGAUCCGUCUGGCAAGCUCCCUGCGCAGCCCCGGCGCGUUUACCUCGUCGGAGGCGGGUCGCUGAACCCAGCUAUUCAGAGCAUCCUUGCCGACGUACUGGGCGGUGCCGAGGGUGUGUACAAGCUGGAUGUUGGCGGCAAUGCCUGUGCCCUGGGAGGGGCCUACAAGGCCGUAUGGGCGUUCGAGCGUGUGCAGGGCGAAACGUUCGACGAACUCAUCGGGAAGCGUUGGAAGGAAGAGGGCGCCAUUCAGAAGGUCGCUGAGGGUUAUCGCGAGGGUGUGUUUGAGCAGUAUGGAAGCGUUCUCGGCGCGUUCGAGGAGAUGGAGCAGAGGAUUUUGAAGGUCGCGAAGAACACAUAG